GGUUACACCGGGUGGGUAAGGAAUGGGGAAGGUGUUUAGGGUUACACCGCGGGCAGUGGGGCGAAGGAAGAUGGAGGUCGAGAAUUGCAGGGAGGAUGCUCGGCGGAUCAGAAACAGAGGCCUGUGUGUGGGCGAUGAUUUCUUGCAGAUGGUGGAGGUGGCAAACGGCUGGAUCGCGGACUUCAUGUGUUACUGUUUAUAUCGGUAUUUCAAGGCAGGGAUGUACGCGGAAUUCAGGCUGAUGAGGGAUACCAUGAAUGGUUUACUUCAGCACCCUUCCGUCACAGAGUCAAUUCAGACAAAGAAGGUGCAUAUCUGCCAAAUCCUGUCCCGAAUUGUUGAAGGGAAGAACCUUGAUGUCCAAUUUGACCAAGAUGAAUCAAUAAUUCCUCUGGAAUCUGCAUUAUUGAUAUUGGUUGAAAUGGCAGAUAACAAGCAGCUGGAGAAAGAUGCAUUAUAUUCAGACCUCAAGCAGUUGCUUCAAGUUCAGAGUGUAGCAGUCUGUAUGGAAAAGGGAGAUUUCGAGAGAGCUUCUGAAGUUCUGGAACGAGAAUUUCAAGAAAGCUUGGAUUCAGACCAGCCUUUAAAAAGGAAUUUAUCUUCAGUCAUCAGUAAGAAAGAUCUGAACCAUAAAUUCCUCAACAAAUUCAAUAAUGAACGAUUAGUGGAUGUAGCUGCAUCACUUGCAAACAAACUACUAAUGAAGGAAAAGUCACAGUUUCUCGUCCAAGCAGCAACCAAAGUGGUGCAGUCUAGAAAAAGAGAUGCAGACGCAGGCAGUUCUGACGUUGAGAGUAUUUGUGAACACACGGAUGGAAAAUGGGAAGAUUUAUCCAGAGGAGAAACCGAUGACGAAGCAAAUAGUGCAGAACUAAAUACACACAGGUCUCGAAGACAGCUUUACAGUUUUGUGGCUCAGAAAGGUUGGAAACCAGUAAAAUCUGAAGCAGUCAAAGAUUUUGGAGGGAAAAGGAAAAGGUUAUCUGUGAAAAAGAAGAAAUUCACAAGUCGUGAACAUCUGGUGGCAAGUAAAAAGCAAAAUACAUCAUCUAAAUCAGAAGUACCAAGGAAGAAAAGACCCUGGUUAUAUGAAGAGGACAAGCAGCUAAAGGAAGGAGUGAGAAAAUUUGGAUCUGGAAACUGGGCCAAAAUUCUGGAGCACUAUGAUUUCAAUAACCGCACCAGUGUAAUGCUGAAGGACAGGUGGAGGACCAUGAAAAAACUCUGCAUGAUCAACUCUGAUGUUGAUGAAAGCUGAGAAAUAAUAGCAAAAAUUUCACAAGAUCACCAUCAUAAGUGAAGGAACGGACUAGUGUUUUUUUCUUACAUUUUCCAGCAAUUUGUGGUUCAACCUAAUUAACUGUCAGAUCCAUCAAUUUGCAACAUCUGUGUUCAUUCAGUAAACUUUCAGACUAACUUGUUAGCGACUCAUUUAGUGAAUUUCUCAAAUGUAUCAUCUGAUUGUAAAAUAAUAAUUCUGCUUCUCUACACUGUGCAUUUUUGUAAUAAACAAACAGCGUUGGAGAAACUCAACAGGUCUGGCAGCAUCUGUGGACUAAGAAACAGUUAAUGUUUUGAGUCCAGUCUGAUUCUUCUUGAGUUCUGAAUGAGAUUCUGCCAGACGUGCUGAGUUUGUCCAACAUCUGUGUUUGCUUCAGAUUUCCAGCACCCAUAUUGUGCUUUUACUGCAUUUUGCAAUAAAAUAUUGCAAUGACUGUUUUGUGAAAUAUGAA
Molecule: messenger RNA, 1733 nt
Organism: Stegostoma tigrinum
Lineage: Eukaryota; Metazoa; Chordata; Chondrichthyes; Orectolobiformes; Stegostomatidae
Gene: terf1
Product: telomeric repeat binding factor (NIMA-interacting) 1
Exons: 10
Coding region: 23-1258 (411 amino acids)
Biological process (GO): protection from non-homologous end joining at telomere
Cellular component (GO): chromosome, telomeric region; nucleus
Molecular function (GO): protein homodimerization activity; telomeric repeat DNA binding
Source: RefSeq, a predicted model, not a curated record